GUGAAGAAAAGGCAAUGUCUGCCAAUUUAAAGUACCUUUCUUUGGGAAUCCUGGUCUUUCAGACUACCAGCUUAGUUCUGACUAUGCGUUAUUCAAGGACUUUGAAAGAAGAUGGGCCUCGUUAUUUGUCAUCUACUGCAGUUGUCAUUGCUGAACUUUUGAAGAUCAUUGCCUGCAUUAUAUUAGUCUACAAAGAUAGCAAAUGCAGUCUUCGAGCAUUGAAUAGAGUGUUACAUGAUGAAAUUCUAAACAAGCCUAUGGAAACACUUAAACUUGCUAUUCCAUCAGGAAUAUAUACUCUUCAGAAUAAUUUACUCUAUGUAGCAUUAUCAAAUCUAGAUGCAGCCACUUAUCAGGUUACUUAUCAAUUAAAAAUUCUUACAACAGCACUGUUUUCUGUGUCCAUGCUUAGUAAAAAAUUAGGUUUGUACCAGUGGCUCUCUCUAGUGAUUUUAAUGGCAGGUGUCACUUUUGUACAGUGGCCCUCAGAUUCUCAAGAAUCGUCUUCUAAGGAACUCUCAGCAGGCUCUCAGUUUGUAGGUCUGAUGGCAGUUCUUACAGCUUGUUUUUCAAGUGGCUUUGCAGGAGUUUAUUUUGAGAAAAUUUUAAAAGAAACCAAGCAAUCUGUGUGGAUUAGAAAUAUUCAACUUGGCACUUGGAGGCCUUGUCAUAGCUGCUGUUAUUAAGUAUGCGGAUAAUAUUUUAAAAGGAUUUGCAACAUCUUUGUCUAUAAUAUUAUCAACGCUAAUUUCCUAUUUUUGGCUGCAAGAUUUUG
Vombatus ursinus (common wombat) is the source of this 775-nucleotide messenger RNA. Its product is annotated as UDP-N-acetylglucosamine transporter-like. Gene Ontology annotation, biological process: pyrimidine nucleotide-sugar transmembrane transport. Gene Ontology annotation, molecular function: UDP-galactose transmembrane transporter activity. The record is from RefSeq and is a predicted model, not a curated record. The coding region runs from base 15 to 686 and encodes 223 amino acids. The transcript has 5 exons. Gene Ontology annotation, cellular component: Golgi membrane. Lineage: Eukaryota; Metazoa; Chordata; Mammalia; Diprotodontia; Vombatidae.